UAAGAUGAUAAGUUACAAAGAAUAGGCGGAAAGGUAGUUUUUUCUUAGAAUAUAUUUGCUGAUUGCAAACUCCAACAAACUUUUUGAUUAUGUCUCUGAACCGUCCGGAGAGAACUGAAGCCGCAUCAGGUGAUCAAGAGCUCGCGCAAACAAUGAAGGGCCAAAAUACUACUGACAUAACUAGUGCUACUUCAAACAAGAUACCAACUGUGUCCGAAAUUCCAUCGCAUGUUGUAGAUCAUAUUCUCCAACUUUACAGUCAGCUGGGAAAAGAACCGCCACCUGAUUUGUGGGACACUUUAAAAGCACCCCGUGUUAAACCGAAAAUCGAGAGUAAAAGCGAUUGUUUUCUCUCUUUAAGUCCAAGUAAUCUUAUUGGCGAAACAGUCAAGGUUAAAGACGAGCCACUAGAAUCAAGUAAAAGCGAAACGAUCGACAUUUCAGUGAAAGAAGAAAAUUUAUCUCCUGUCAAAAUAGUUUAUUCGGAGGACAAUUUUUCGGAAGACGAGAGUGGCAGUGGCAAUACCGGUAAUGGAAGUGCCUCAGAAUCAGAUGUUCCGAAGAUGAAAAAUGUCAGCAGUAUGGAUUCAUUGGUGUCAAGUAAGACGAAGAAAAGGGCGACGUCAAAAACAGUGGCAGUUUGUCCUGAGAGAGUGAACUGCAGACUGUGCAAUGAGGAGAUAACACGAGACCAAUUGAAGAAACAUUUCAACCAUUGCCACUCAACACAGAUGGAAUGUAUCGUGUGUGAAAAGACAUUUCAUCGGCUAGCAGAUACUCUGAGACACUUAUGGCUCCACACAGGGUAUAGGCCAUUCGAGUGUCCCAAGUGUGGCCUCAAAUUCCCACUGAAAGGUGCUCUGGCUCAUCAUAAAAGAACCCACUCAGAGGAGCUGCCAUUUGGGUGCAAUGAGUGUGGCAAGCGGUUCAAGAAAAACGGAAGUUUGAAAAUGCACUCACUCACACAUACCAAGGAAAGAGCAUUCGCCUGUAACAUUUGUGGAAAAACUUUCAACCGUGGGUCGUCUCUGAAAGCACACAUUCUUUCUCACACCAAGCAGAUGAAAUACGCGUGUCCUUAUUGUCCGGCCACGAGACUUACCAAGUAUGACGUACAGAGACAUAUGCGCACCCAUACGGGUGAAAAGCCGUUCGAGUGCUCGUUGUGUGGGAAGACUAUGGCCUGGGGCAAUUCCUACAGAAGUCACAUGAAAUCACACAAAGAUGUGGAGGAGGGCCUGAAGUUUGAGUGUGUGACCUGCCAAAAGUUUUUCACGAGCGAGGAGAACUACAACAGACACAAAGCCACUCACGAGAGUAGCUAGAAAAAAGGAUAUGAUUCUGAUGAAUGCCCUCUGAUAAAUUGCACCUUCCAGGAAAGGUCGACUCAGGAGAACUCAUCUUCAUAUCUGAAAAAAUAUCUGACUUAUUGAACUUCCAAGAAAUGUUGUCGACUCAGGAGAACUCAUCUUCAUGCCUGAAAAAUAAACUUUUUUCUUUUGCUUUUGGACUCAAAAUUAAUUUUUCAUUUCUGUAAAAUUUGGUUUUAUUUCAGAUAGUUAUUAUAGUAAUUACACUUGCGAGCGUUAGUGUAUUAGUACGAACCUUAUUUUUUCUAACCUAACUCGCAGAUAAAAGUGUUCAUAAUUUGGUGGCAUAUUUGCUAUAAUCACAAUCUGUAGCUUUGGAAAUUUUAUAGCAUCUGUUCUCUGCUUGUUUGGGACUAGUGUUUGUGAUUAAUUAAGUGUCCGUGGCCACCAGCGGAUUUAGAGGGUGAGCGAACGCCGUCCCCUCCCCUUUCAGUGAUUCGACUUCCUGACGACGCAAAGGG
Symsagittifera roscoffensis is the source of this 1831-nucleotide messenger RNA. RefSeq names its product zinc finger protein 300-like. Gene Ontology annotation, molecular function: RNA polymerase II cis-regulatory region sequence-specific DNA binding; DNA-binding transcription factor activity. Gene Ontology annotation, biological process: regulation of transcription by RNA polymerase II. Bases 90 to 1325 code for a protein of 411 amino acids. The transcript has 7 exons. The record is from RefSeq and is a predicted model, not a curated record. Lineage: Eukaryota; Metazoa; Xenacoelomorpha; Acoela; Convolutidae.